AUGGGAUUUCCAUGUAUAGGGCGCUUGCUUGUGGCGAGCCCGUUCCCUGCGAACUCAGUGAUCUCUUGGCGAGGGUCCCCAUGGGCAGUGAAGGCCACGUGCAUGCUCCUCAGAGUUUCUCUUGGCUGGCUGAGACAAGGAAGCCUUGAAGAGGUCACCCCUCCCGCCCCCCCGCCUUGGCAGCCUCGAAGCUUCCCGUACCGAGUAGGCCUUACCAAAGGGAGUUUUGCGGUAGCUGCCUGCCGUUUCGCACAAGCAGCGACACAGCAUGGACGUGUUCUAUGGCCUUCUGGCAUGCAGCGCAGCAGUGCAGUGCGAGCGGCGUGUGGACGUACAGCCGCCCACGAACUUCACACCCAAGCGAGGCGUGUUGUUUGUACAGAUCUGACGCAGGGCUUUCCUCAGGAGGCACGACAGCUCAAUGGCAGCUCUCUGUCGCAGUUCAACGCUUAUAUCGAUAUGCUGCAGCAACUGCUGCAGCAGCAGGAUACGCAACUCGCGAAUCGGGUGCCUUUCGUAGGGAAAACGCUUACUUUCUUCUUGCCGCAAAAGGGAGGCGCCUCAGUGCCCCUAGAUGCAUUAGACGCGAUUCAGCAGCAGCAGCGGGAGGAGCAGCAGAAGGAGCACCCAGAGACGAAGCUGCAAAGACUUCGUCCAGUAUACAUUCAUCUCCAUUCGCUACCUCUAGAAAUUCAUCGGUCUCAAGUUGAGGCCAUUGUUGAAAACUUGUGCCUUCGACUGACGGCCGCUGUCGAGGGGAAAGAAGGCCUCUCAGAGGUCUCCCCGAAUCCAGCGCCUUUACUGACGCCGAAAACGAAGGAAAAAGAUACGCUGGCGAAUUUGUGGCAGCAGCAGAUUGACGACAUUGCUUUCAAGGAUGCGCUGUACCAGCAAAACCCUAAAUAUAUAGCGUAAGCCAAUAAGAAGGCAAGAAGGCGCAAACUCUCUCGAGUGCUACAUAGAGCUGAGAAAAUUGUGUAUAGACGUUUCGGGCCAGACCCCAAGACGCCUCCCGCAGACGCUGCAGAUCUGCUACGCAAAGUCGCAGUUGCCGAGAGCGGCUAUCACCCGGAACUGGUGUAUGUUAAUGCAAGUCUAACACAGCAGCAACGGCAGGAGGCGCUGGACAGGAUAUGCGGCUGCCGACCCUCCACAGUCUCUCCUAGCGAUCGAUGGCUUCUUUCUUCUCUGCUCUCCGCCCUCAAGAAGAGCAAUCCUCCAAUCCCCCUCCUUAUUCACAAGCAGUACAGAUUCAUACGGGAGGCGGGCAUUUUAGAAGUAAGGGAAUACCCUCGUGUUGCCGCUCUUGCACCUUAG
This is a messenger RNA of Cyclospora cayetanensis, 1317 nucleotides long. RefSeq lists its product as uncharacterized. The record is from RefSeq and is a predicted model, not a curated record. Lineage: Eukaryota; Apicomplexa; Conoidasida; Eucoccidiorida; Eimeriidae. The transcript is spliced from 8 exons.